AUGGCUCUCUACUGCGGCGACAACUUCGGCGUGUACUCGCAGCCCGGCCUGUCCCCGACUGCCGCCGCCCCGGGCGCCCCCCCGGCCGCCCGGGCGCCCUACGGUCUGGCCGACUAUGCCGCGCCGCCGGCCGGAGCCGCCAACCCCUACCUGUGGCUCAACGGGCCGGCCGUGGGCGGUCCCCCUGCCGCCGCCGCCGCGUACCUGGGCGCCCCGCCGCCGCCGCCGCCGCCGCCCCCCGGGGGCGCGCCCGGGCCCUUCCUGCAGCCGCCGACCGCCGCCGGCACCUUCGCCUGCGCGCAGCGGCCCUUCGCGCAGCCCGCGCCCGCAGCGCCCGCCUCGCCCGCCGGGCCCGCGGCGCCCGGGGAGCUGAGCUGGCUGUCCAUGGCCAGCCGCGAGGACCUGAUGAAGAUGGUGCGGCCGCCCUACUCGUACUCGGCGCUCAUCGCCAUGGCCAUCCAGAGUGCGCCCGAGCGCAAGCUCACGCUCAGCCAUAUCUACCAGUUCGUGGCCGACAGCUUCCCCUUCUACCAGCGCAGCAAGGCCGGCUGGCAGAACUCCAUCCGCCACAACCUGUCGCUGAACGACUGCUUCAAGAAGGUGCCCCGCGACGAGGACGACCCAGGGAAAGGUAAUUACUGGACCCUGGAUCCAAACUGUGAGAAAAUGUUUGACAACGGGAACUUCCGUCGGAAGCGAAAGCGCCGCUCGGAAGCCAGCAGCACCCCUACGGUGGCCGUGGGGACCUCGAAAUCAGAAGAAGGGCUCUCCCCGGGCCCGGGGUCUGGAGUGGGUGGGAAGGCGGAAGGAGACAGCUCCCCGGCGUUGCUGAGGCCCUCUCAGUCCCCAGAGCCUCCCGAGGGCACCAAGAGUACCGCCUCCUCCCCGGGAGGGUCCGUGCUCUCCUCCACCCCUUGCCUGAACAGCUUCUUCAGCAGCCUCAGCACCACACUAAGUGUCAACAGCAGCGGGAGCACCCAGCGAGCGCUCCCCGGCGGCCGCCCCCUAGGGAUCCAGGGGACCCAGGUGCCCUCGGGCGGCGCGUUCCCCCCCAGCUCCGUCCCGGAGGCCUCGCCAGACACCUUGCAGCUGAGUCACAGCACCAGCAAUGGCAGCAGCCAGAGGUCUUCCUACUACAGCCCCUUCCCUGCCAGCACCAGCGGGGGACCAAGCAGCCCCUUCAGCACCCCUUUCUACAACUUCAGCAUGGUCAACAGCCUCAUCUACCCCCGGGAAGGCUCCGAGGUAUAG
Messenger RNA from Balaenoptera musculus (blue whale), 1251 nucleotides. It is a transcript of the gene FOXI3, whose product is annotated as forkhead box I3. Gene Ontology annotation, biological process: anatomical structure morphogenesis; cell differentiation; regulation of transcription by RNA polymerase II. NCBI's taxonomy places the organism in Eukaryota, Metazoa, Chordata, Mammalia, Artiodactyla, Balaenopteridae. Gene Ontology annotation, molecular function: DNA-binding transcription factor activity, RNA polymerase II-specific; RNA polymerase II cis-regulatory region sequence-specific DNA binding. The coding region runs from base 1 to 1251 and encodes 416 amino acids. The record is from RefSeq and is a predicted model, not a curated record. The transcript is spliced from 2 exons.